Oncorhynchus mykiss (rainbow trout) is the source of this 1443-nucleotide messenger RNA. NCBI's taxonomy places the organism in Eukaryota, Metazoa, Chordata, Actinopteri, Salmoniformes, Salmonidae. The record is from RefSeq and is a predicted model, not a curated record.
UCUGACUUUGUCGUUCACACAGGAGAGAGACGUGACUGUCGUGGAUCCUCUGGGGAGCCUCAACAACAUCGUGAUGCUGACGAGGCUGAGAAGAGUCUCUCCAGAUCAGAACACCUCAAGAAACCCCAGCGGAGAUCCACAGGGAAGAAACCUCACCACUGCUCUAACUGUGGGAAGAGUUUCACCUCUUCAACAGAACUUAAAAUACACCACAGAAUCCAUACAGGAGAGAAACCUUAUAGCUGCACUGACUGUUUGAAGAGAUUUUCUCAACUAGGGAACCUGACAAAACACCAGUUGACACACACAGGAGAGAAGCAUCACCACUGCUCUGACUGUGAGAGGGCCUUUUCAACAUCACAGCGUUUAAAGCUGCACCAGCGAACGCACACUGGAGAGAAGCCUUACCACUGCUCAGACUGUGGGAAAAGCUUAACCUCCUCAAGUGAACUGAUUAUACACCAGAGAACACAUACAGGAGAGAGGCCUUAUGGCUGUGAUCAAUGCGGGAAGCGAUUCACUCAGUCAUCAAACCUGACUGUACACAAGAGAAUACACACUGGAGAGAAGCCUUAUCGCUGCACCAACUGUGGAAUGAGCUUUACUACCUCAAGCUAUCUGAUAACACACCGGAGAACACAUACAGGAGAGAAACCUUAUAGCUGUGAUCAAUGUGGGAAGAGUUUUACUCAGCCAAGUCACCUGAUUGUACACCAGAGAAUACACACAGGAGAAAAACCUUACCACUGCUCUGACUGUGGGAAGGGUUUUGUUAGAUCAUCACAUUUAAAAUCUCACCAGAGAACACACACAGGAGAGAAGCCUCACCACUGCUCUGAAUGUGGGAAGCGUUUUGCUUUAUUAGACAUACUGAUAGUACAUCAGAGAACCCACACUGGUGAAAAACCUUACCACUGCCCAGACUGUGGGAAGAGAUGUACUACCUCAAGUAACCUGAUAUCACACAAGAGAACCCACACUGGAGAGAAACCUUACCACUGCUCUGACUGCGGGACGAGUUGUUCUACCUCAAGCAACCUGGCAGUACACCAGAGAACACACACAGGAGAGAAGCCUUAUGGCUGUGAUCAGUGUGACAAGAGAUACUCUCAUUCAAGUUCUCUGAUUAAACAUCAGAAAAUACACUCAGGAGAUCCACAGAGUGUAGAAUGAUCUCCAACACCAGACCUGGGUAGUAGAACACAGAGUGUGGAAUGAUCUCCAACACCAGACCUGGAUAGUAGAACACAGAGUGUAGAAUGAGCUCCAACACCAGACCUGGGUAGUAGAACACAGAGUGUAGAAUGAGCUCCAACAGCAGUCCUGGGUAGUAGAACACAGAGUGUAGAAUGACCUCCAACACCAGACCUGGGUAGUAGAACACAGAGUGUGGAAUGAUCUCCAACACCAGACCUGGGUAGUAGAACACAGAGUGUAGAAUGA